UUCAAAUUCAUUCAUCUAAACUUUUUACGUCCCAUCACCAAAACGCUCUCCUUUCUCCUCUUCCCCUUCCCCCCUUCCCCCUUCUCCCAAAAAUCCUCUCUUUUAACACAAACACACAAUUCUUUUUUUUUUCUUUUUUUUUUUCUUUUUCUUUUUUCUAAAUAAUUAAAUUAAAUUCAAAUCAAAUUAAAAAAAAACUCUCUUUUUCCCUUCCCCAAGAAAACAAACAAUCCCACCACAACAACAACACACACACUCUACCUUUCCCGUGAAAAAAAAAAAAAAAAAAAAAAAAAAAAAGAAAAAGAAAAAACCUUCCAAUUUUCCCAUCUCUCUCUUGAUCUCUUCAAAGCCCAAAGUCCCACUCUUUUCCAUUACAAAAAGAAAAAAAGAAAAUGGAUUCAGUGUCUGAAUCCGGCGGGGGUGGUGCAUCGGAGAGCACGGGGGAGGGUUGUUCAUCGGCAACGGGAACGGGAACGGCAGCGGCGGCGGGGGUGGCUCCACCGAGCCGAUAUGAAUCUCAAAAAAGAAGAGAUUGGAACACUUUCUUACAAUAUUUGAAGAACCAUAAGCCGCCACUGUGUUUAGCUCGAUGCAGUGGUGCUCACGUGAUCGAAUUCUUGAAGUAUUUGGAUCAGUUCGGAAAAACGAAGGUCCAUGCUUCCCCCUGCCCUUACUUCGGUCACCCAAAUCCACCUGCCCCCUGCCCCUGCCCCCUCAAACAAGCUUGGGGUAGCCUCGACGCUUUGAUCGGCCGCCUCCGUGCCGCUUACGAAGAGAACGGUGGCCGCCCCGAAUCCAACCCAUUUGCCGCACGUGCCGUCAGGAUUUAUCUCCGUGAGGUUCGCGAAGCUCAGGCUAAAGCCAGAGGAAUUCCUUACGAGAAAAAGAAACGGAAAAGACCCGCCCCCACCGCCCCUCCGCCAGAGACUAGUACCUCCACCACCGCCACCGCCACCACCGGGGAUAAUCAGCCUGAAACAACCGCUGGUGGCGGUGGUGACGAUCCCGCCGUUGCUCCUCCGCCGUCCACAACCGCCGCUUCCACCUCCGUAUAGUCUCUCAAUUACUUCUUCUUCUUCCUUUUUUUUUUUUUUAAAAUAUUUUUCCUUGAAAUAGCAUCUCAUCAUCUCUCUUAAUUGUGAUUAUGAGUUUUAUUUAAUCAUAUAAAUAUUAAACCUAUUAAUUCUCAUUAA
This is a messenger RNA of Cucumis melo (muskmelon), 1196 nucleotides long. RefSeq names its product protein LIGHT-DEPENDENT SHORT HYPOCOTYLS 5-like. Gene Ontology annotation, biological process: mRNA transcription; response to light stimulus. The transcript has a single exon. The record is from RefSeq and is a predicted model, not a curated record. Gene Ontology annotation, cellular component: nucleus. NCBI's taxonomy places the organism in Eukaryota, Viridiplantae, Streptophyta, Magnoliopsida, Cucurbitales, Cucurbitaceae. Bases 396 to 1058 code for a protein of 220 amino acids.